Molecule: messenger RNA, 1203 nt
Organism: Aspergillus calidoustus
Lineage: Eukaryota; Fungi; Ascomycota; Eurotiomycetes; Eurotiales; Aspergillaceae
Source: the annotation of a GenBank genome assembly
AUGGCAUUCUCGCCACUGGGUGCCGCCCUGUCACCUUCAGCAACAGCUCCUUUAAAAAAGAGUACAGCUUCUGGGCCCGCGCCUCCCGUGCAGGAGAACGAGUAUUUCCCUCAGCUACAGGGCGGUGCGGAUCGCGAGAUCACAGAACAGCUGAAUGAUGAAGUGAGACACAAGUACAUCAAAGCUAAGAAACUAGGUGAGGGUACCUAUGCUGUCGUCUUUCUCGGCCACCUUCGAACCGAUCCUUCCUCAUUCGUGGCCAUCAAGAAAAUCAAGGUCAACACGGAAUAUAAAGACGGACUGUCGAUGGACGCUAUCCGCGAAGUGAAGUAUUUGCAAGAGCUUUCUCACCCAAAUAUCAUCGCGCUUCAUGAUGUAUUCUCAUCCAAGGAUCAAAAUCUCAACUUGGUUCUCGAGUAUCUACCACGCGGCGAUCUAGAAAUGCUCAUCAAGGACAGCAAUAUACAUUACGGUUUGGCCGACAUCAAGGCAUGGAUGGGCAUGCUUAUCCGAGGAGUCUGGUUUUGUCAUGAGAACUUUGUCUUGCAUCGAGAUAUAAAACCAAACAAUUUGCUCAUUGCCUCCGAUGGGGAGGUCAAACUAGCAGAUUUCGGUCUGGCUAGGUCCUUCGCGGACCCGUAUCUGAACAUGACGCAUCAGGUUAUCACACGAUGGUACCGGCCGCCUGAACUUCUCUAUGGUGCGCGCCAGUAUUCUGGUGCCGUUGACAUUUGGUCUGUCGCAAUGGUGUUUGCUGAACUUCUUCUGCGGGUCCCGUUUGUCGCAGGGAACUCGGAUCUUGACCAAAUUACCAGAAUUUGCGAAGCCUUUGGGACACCAACCGAAGACAACUGGCCAGGUGUAUCAAAGUUGCCAAAUUACAUCCCAGCAGACGCAAGUCAUCUCGUUCCCGUGCAAAGCCGAGACUUUUUUCUCCGGCAGUUUCCAACUGCUGGUCCGGUCGGCGCAGACUUAUUAAUGUCAAUGUGUACGCUGGAUCCAAGAAAACGAAGUACGGCAUACCAAGCGCUCCGGCACAGUUGGUGGACUACCGAGCCUAGGCCGACAAACAAACAAGACCUCCCUCGAAAAGCUGGCGGCACCAAGAAAAUGGGCGACGACUUGACUCGGCGGGGGGGCGAGCUUGACGACCAAUUCAAGAAUGCUGCUCGGCAGCUGGACUUUUCUGCGAUGAAGGCAUAA